AUGACUGGGUCUAUUGAUGCUCACAACCUAGCUCAUGGUGACGAGAAGGUCGCCAUGCAGCAUAGGGAAGACAUUCGCCCAAUCGACGGCGAUCUUAGCUCAAAUGAAGCUCAACUUCACGAGUCCGAACAGGAUAUCCCCAUGACCUUUCGUCGAUUUAUGGGAUUCGCGGCAAUGGCAUUCCUGUGGACUGGUAGUCAAAUUCCUGUUUACCUGUUCGGCGGUAUACCUCCAUACAUUUAUGGCUCAAUUGGUGGUGCAGAUCGCUGGAUUUGGUUUGUUCUUGCGAACUUGCUCGCCCUAGCAGGCGUAUGUCCUUUCGUCGGGUCCCUGUCAGAUUUGAUCGGUCGCCGUUAUGUUGCGAUUAUUGGUGCCUCGCUCGUCUGCCUAGGCAUGAUUGUCAGCAGCACUGCAAACAAUAUGAACAUUUUUAUUGCCGGAAUGGCCAUCGCCGGUGCUGGAGCUGGUAUCAAUGAGCUCACUGCAUUGGCCGCGACUUCAGAAAUGGCGCCUACUCGUAAGCGCGGUGUCUAUGUUGCGGUGCUGAUUUUCACGAUCCUACCCUUCUGUCCAUCGGUUCUCUGGGCCCAACUCAUUGCCGCUCACUCCAACUGGCGCUAUGUCGGCGCAUUUUGCGGUGCAUGGAGCGGCUUUGGUCUUCUCAUCACUGUUCUCUUCUACAAGCCUCCUCCUCGAGUCAACUCUGAAGGUUUGAGCCGCCGUGAAAUUAUUGGACGCAUCGAUUUUGUUGGUGGAUUCCUCAGCAUCGUUGGUCUCAUCUUGUUCAUGGCCGGUAUGCAGUGGGGUGGUUACAUGUAUUCUUGGGGUUCCGCUCAUGUACUCGCUCCUCUGAUUCUUGGCUUCCUGAUGCUGGUCGCCUUUGGCUUCUGGGAAGUCUACGGUGCCAAGUACCCCAUCUUCCCGACACGUCUGAAGCAGGAGCCUCGUACCCUCGGCCUCACGCUCGUCAUCACAUUUAUCUCGGGUGCCAAUUUCUUCUCAGUCAUCAUGUUCUGGCCUACCGAAUCCUUCAACGUCUAUGGACAUGAUCCCAUCGGUGUCGGUGUUCGUAGUCUUCCGGUCGGGUUCGGUAUCUUAGCUGGUGCUUGCAUUGUGCUUGUGCUUCUCAGUGUCUUCCGAGGACACAAUAAGGAGCUCCUCAUCGUGAGCAGUAUUCUCAUGACUGCCGGCUGUGGUGCCCUCGCAAUCGGCCGCGUCGAUAAUAUCAACCAGAUGUGGGGUCUUCUCACUCUUGCCGGUUUGGGUAUUGGCGGAAUUGUUGUACCAGCCUCGAUCAUCACAACAAUCAUUUGCCCUGAUGAUCUCAUCGCUACGAUUUCUGCCCUCACUCUUUCCAUUCGUGUCGUCGGCGGAAGCGUUGGGUACUGCAUCUACUAUAACGUCUUCAUUUCCAAGUUCAUUCCGGCAGCAGAAUACUAUAUCGGAGGAGUGAUGGUCACAGAGUUGAACAUCACGAGUGUUGAGACAAUCACCGAAGUUAUUCAACUUACUGGAGCAUCGCUGUUGACCGAGAUCCAGCAGAUUCCGGGCAUCGCCGGAAACGAAACCGCUUACCAAAUGGUGGUUGGUGCCGGUCAGAUCGCCUAUGCUGAGGCCUAUAAGUGGGUGUACUAUGUCAGCAUUGCUUUUGGUAUUAUUUCGAUCAUUUCUGCGUGUUUCUUGGGUGACAUCACCAAGUACAUGAAUGAUCAUGUGGCUGUUGUGAUGUGA
Molecule: messenger RNA, 1731 nt
Organism: Penicillium diatomitis
Lineage: Eukaryota; Fungi; Ascomycota; Eurotiomycetes; Eurotiales; Aspergillaceae
Product: putative MFS drug efflux pump
Exons: 7
Coding region: 1-1731 (576 amino acids)
Biological process (GO): transmembrane transport
Molecular function (GO): transmembrane transporter activity
Source: RefSeq, a predicted model, not a curated record